Molecule: messenger RNA, 6534 nt
Organism: Aethalodelphis obliquidens (Pacific white-sided dolphin)
Lineage: Eukaryota; Metazoa; Chordata; Mammalia; Artiodactyla; Delphinidae
Product: tubulin beta-3 chain
Exons: 7
Coding region: 3654-6194 (846 amino acids)
Biological process (GO): microtubule-based process; G protein-coupled receptor signaling pathway
Cellular component (GO): membrane; microtubule
Molecular function (GO): GTP binding; structural constituent of cytoskeleton; G protein-coupled receptor activity
Source: RefSeq, a predicted model, not a curated record
CUCCCCGCCGCUGCGCUGCUGGCCCGGGGCAUCGCAGAGCCAGAAUCCAUGCUCGCUUCAGUGAGCGCCGUCGGUGGGGAGGCCGAGAGGUGUGUUUUGGAAAGAACGCUUGUCUUGGCAGCUCUGGGGGGUGUACGUGGCAGAGACUGGGGGGCACUUGAUCCAGGGGUGAACGGACCGCAGGCUGGGGAGGGUGAAGGGGUGGGACCUGGUGCUCUUGAGUGACAGCUCAGAACCACACGGGCUGCCUGUGACUAAGGAUCCUGUUUGGUUCUGGAAUGACCCAGGCCACCAAGGUUGUGAGCCCCACGUGCUACCCUGUACACUGGGCACCCUCCCAGCCCUGACCUCCACCCACAGAGGCUGCCCGUGUGCUCCAGGGUGCGUUUGGGGCCCCAGGCCGGUCAGUGUGGCAGGAAGUGUGACCCAGCCAUCUCCAACAUGCACCCAAGUCCUGGUCCGUCGGCCCAUCUUCCAGGAGGUCUGUGGCAUCCUGAUCGUGAUGUGGGGUCACCUACUGCAGAGGCCUGUGAGGUCAUCCUUCCAGCUGUUCCCGAGUCGGGGGCGCCUCUGUGCCUUGAACACCCGUGGCAAGGACAGGGCCCUGCAGACGUGGUUACCCCUCCCACCAUCCACAGCCAGCUCGGAGACCGAGCCUGCCCUAGAACCACAUGGUCUCCACCAGGGUGGCCUGUGAUGAACUUCAGCAAGUAAGACAGUCUGCUGGGUGUCUUCUGGGAAGGGGAUUGAUCUCUGAAAAUGACAGGCAAGCAAGGAGAGCUUGGCGCCCUACCUCUUCCAACCUUAAAUACAUUUAGGUGAGGGUGUGAUGUGUGGCGCUACGGCAGCCAUCUUGCAACCAGGAAUCCAACUUUAAAAUGAAGAGCCAGUGUCCUGGGGAUAGUGAAGCAGAGGCUGGGCCCAGGAGGUGAUGAAACUGCUCACCCCCCAGGCCUGGUGCCCACCCAGUGCUCUGUCGUGCUGCUCCGUCUAAUGGGGGUGAGAAGACAGCCAAGGCCCUCACAUCUAGGCACCUGCUGUAAAGGCUCAGCUGACCACUCAGGCCUUGUGCUGCUCGUGCAUUGCUGAUGGGUUGUGCUCUUUCCCAUCAAGUCACACCCCACCUCAGGUCUUCAGCAUGGGCACCAAAGGGUGGGCACAAAGGCCCCUCCUUUCCCUGCGUUAAAGGAAACUAGACAACCCUGGAACCCAGACCCUAUGACCCAGCUCUGGGCUAGGUCUUCCUGAGAUCUCUCCGUGGUGAGGGGAGGGGGCAGGGGCGCUGGCUGCACUCCCUGUGGCUGCUGUGAGGGGACCCCCAUCGGGGGACCCCCAUGAAGGCAGGCCUAGCCGGUGUGGCCGUGGCUAGACAGGGGCGCCCCUGGGCUCUGCAGGCAGAAGCUCCUCAGGCUCCAGCUCCCACGAGCUCCCUCACAUGGUGAGCCUUCGUGUGCUGCGGGCCUGACCCUGUUCUGGUGCUGGGGACCCAGCACUGAGACAAUUCCUGCUCUCACAGCCUCAUGAGUGGUCGGCACGUGGUCUCAUGUGGUAUGUCCUCUGAGGAGGUGGCCGUCCCCCCCCACCUGUCUCUGGCCAGUCCUCGCUUGCUUUCUUCCGGGGGCACUGGAGGUCGAGUGGGUAGGACUGGCUGCAGGGUUAGCUGUGGUUUCACGUGGCCGUUUCCCAGGACUGUGACCAAUCGCAGCUCAGCUGUACCUGCUCUCCCCCUCCCUCGGGGUGAGAACCAGACAGGGAGUCUCGAGGCCUCCCCAGGAAGGGGGCUGUGGUCUCAUGGCAAAGGCCGCCCAGUUCUCCUGGCCUUUGAAGUCUCAGGCUGGGGGCGCUGGGUCUGGGGAGGCGCAGCAAUCUCAAAGGCCUCAUUUAUGGAGCCGUGAUGACAUGUAAGCUAGAGGCAGGACACUGCUUGCCCGGCGGCCAGGGAGUCCUGGGACUCACGUGACAGAGACACCAGGGUUCAGGGCAGCGAUGCCAGCACUGCCCCCACCGUGGCUCUGCCUCAUGGUCCUGCCCUGGGACCCUUUGCUCCCUUUGGGGUUCUCCACCAGGACGUGGGGCGCCCUGGUUCCUGUGGAGCCCAGGCGAGGCCCUUCCUUCCACGCUCCUCUACGUGGCGGGUGGGGGACUCGUGCACGGCCAGAAACAGGCAAACGGGUCCACCAGGGUGUAAAACGGUUUGGCGGAAUCUACCGAAGCUGAAGGUGUGCCUCUGACCAUGCGGUCCCACCCGUGUGUUACCCAGCAGCAGUGUCUGUGACAGACGGGGGCCACCCAAACGCCCACGCGACCUGCGCGUUAACGACCGCUGCGUGCGUCCGCGAGGGUGCCUCAGUGCUGAGUGAGGAAGGGUCCGGAGUCCACGCGUAUCAGGUUCCAAAACAGGCAAAGUUAACCGAUGGUCGGGGCCGGGAGGACACCCCGGAGGGUCUGGUGCAGUCAGUGUUUGAUUGAUUGGGUGCUGCAUUCCCGGCUGUAUUUGGAUGCGGUGUGCACCAACCUGCAUGUUUAUGAUUCGUGUACUCUCAUGUACGACGCGCUUCAAUAAAUAGCACCAACAGAGGCAAAGGGGGAAAGGGCCGUGUGAGUCGUCAAGGGCAGGGAAGGGAGCUGACGCUGGUGAGCAGGUGCGCCCUCCCCCGUCUGCUGAGGGGCACAGGACGGACCCAAACAGGAACAUCACAGCCCAGCGCCUUCAAAGCACCAGACCCUCGGCCGGCCUCUGACUUCCCCCACCCGUGAGGGGCCGGCCCUGCGGUCCAUGCCCACCCCGCCCUCAGAGGAGGCUUUGUCGUCAGCACCGGGCACUCUUUAGUGACAGAGUGCUGGCUCGGCUGCGGUGACCUUUUGCAGAGGCAGUGGGGACCGUCGGGGGAGGUCUGGCAGCUCUGUCCCCGCCCCUGCCCCGGGAGGAGCUGGAGCGCAGGAAGCGGCUGGGGGUCCUUGGGGCAGGACCGCCUUCAGUCCGCGUUUAACGUGGGGCAGGCUGGUGUGUGUGCAUGCGUGUGUGUGUGUGUGUGUGUGUUCCUGAGGCAGGAUCCGACGGCUUCAGGGAGGAGGUGGUGGUCUUGCAUCGGGCCUGGAAGAGGGCUGGAAGUCUCCGAGGCAGGUCCGGAGCGGGACCCCCGCGCCCGCGACACCUGGAGGGGAGGUGAGCUGAGCACGGCGCGGCUGGCCAGACUGCAGUGGUCUGAGCGCCAAGCUGCCGGGACAGGCCCGGAUGGAGCUGCGCCAUCUAGCGGCAGCCCUCACGCUGCAGCCCGGGCACACGCCCGUCGCGGUGCCGCCCUCAGGGGGAGGGCCUCUGCGGAAGACUUUAAAGGUCCUGAGGAAGGCAGGCGGUCUCGUAGGACCGAAGGUAGCAAGAGGGCUAGAAAUGUCCGGAUCUGGGCGACCGCGCCUCCAGGGAAGAGGGGAGGUGGACUGAGGACCAGGACAGAGACACUGAGCCCGCAAGGCUGGCAACUGGGAGCUUGGGGUCCUGGCUGGUAAGUGACGACUGGUGGAGAGGCCCGGGGCCGUGCCUGGGCCGACAUUUGUCCAGCCCCGGAGGACGGAGUGUGAGGGGCCUCCCGGUGGAGCCAUGAGCUGGGCGGGACCCUGAGAGCAAGGACCCCUUCCUGCUCCCUGGCAGGACGAUGCCUGUGCUCGGCCCCCAGAGGCAGCUGCUGAGUCCCCUCAACUCCACGUCCCCAGCCACCCCCCGCCUCGGGCUGGCCACCAACCAGACGGGGCCCCAGUGCCUGGAGGUGUCCGUUCCCGAAGGGCUGUUCCUCAGCUUGGGGCUGGUGAGUCUCGUGGAGAACAUGCUGGUGGUGGCCGCCAUCAUGAAGAACCGCAACCUGCACUCGCCCAUGUACUACUUCAUCUGCUGCCUGGCCGCGUCCGACCUGCUUGUGAGCAUCAGCAACGUGCUGGAGACGGCCGUCAUGCUGCUGCUGGAGGCCGGCGCCCUGGCCCCUCGGGCCGCCGUGGUGCAGCAGCUGGACGACGUCAUUGAUGUGCUCAUCUGCAGCUCCAUGGUGUCCAGCCUCUGCUUCCUGGGCGCCAUCGCCGUGGACCGCUACAUCUCCAUCUUCUACGCCCUGCGGUACCACAGCCUCGUGACAUUGCCCAGGGCGUGGCGGGUCAUCGCGGCCAUCUGGGUGGCCAGCAUCCUCGCCAGCACCCUCUUCAUCGCCUACUACAACCACGCGGCCGUCCUGCUCUGUCUCGUGAGCUUCUUCGUAGCCAUGCUGGUGCUCAUGGCGGUGCUGUACGUCCACAUGCUGGCCCGGGCGUGCCAGCAUGCCCGGGGCAUUGCCCGGCUCCACAAGAGGCAGCGCUCCACCCAGCAGGGCUUUGGCCUCAAGGGCGCAGCCACCCUCACCAUCCUGCUGGGCACCUUCUUCCUCUGCUGGGGCCCCUUCUUCCUCCACCUCUUGCUCAUCGUCCUCUGCCCUCAACACCCCACCUGUGUCUGCAUCUUCAAGAACUUCAACCUCUUCCUCACCCUCAUCAUCUGCAACGCCAUUGUGGACCCUCUCAUCUACGCCUUCCGCAGCCAGGAGCUCCGGAAGACGCUCCAAGAGGUGCUGCAGGGCUCCUGCUGUCGGCAGCGCUGCUCCAAGGACUUUGUGACCAGCAAGGAGGAAGGCGUGGAGCCGCCACCCCUGGGGCGGCGGGAGGAGGCGCUGCAGCGCGCGGUGGAGCGGGGAUGCGCGGUGCUGAUGCUGCAGCCCUGCCGCAUUCUGCGGCGGCGUCCCCGGAUUGGCCAUCCUCCGCAGCCAGCCCCGGCCCCAGCGCGUCCGCCUGCGUCCCGCAGCCGCCCGCCACACGCACCGAGCAUGAGGGAGAUCGUGCACAUCCAGGCCGGCCAGUGCGGCAACCAGAUCGGGGCCAAGUUCUGGGAGGUCAUCAGCGACGAGCACGGGAUAGACCCCAGUGGCAAUUAUGUAGGGGACUCGGACCUGCAGCUGGAGCGCAUCAGCGUCUACUACAACGAGGCCUCUUCUCACAAGUAUGUGCCUCGGGCCAUCCUGGUGGACCUGGAGCCUGGAACCAUGGACAGCGUCCGGUCUGGGGCCUUUGGGCACCUCUUCAGGCCUGACAACUUCAUCUUCGGUCAGAGUGGGGCCGGCAACAACUGGGCCAAGGGCCACUACACGGAGGGUGCCGAGCUGGUGGACUCGGUCCUGGACGUGGUGCGGAAGGAGUGUGAGAAUUGCGACUGCCUGCAGGGCUUCCAGCUGACCCACUCGCUGGGGGGCGGCACGGGCUCGGGCAUGGGCACCCUGCUCAUCAGCAAGGUCCGCGAGGAGUACCCCGACCGCAUCAUGAACACCUUCAGCGUGGUGCCCUCGCCUAAGGUGUCGGACACGGUGGUCGAGCCCUACAACGCCACGCUGUCCAUCCACCAGCUGGUGGAGAACACGGACGAGACCUACUGCAUCGACAACGAGGCGCUGUACGACAUCUGCUUCCGCACUCUCAAGCUGGCCACGCCCACCUACGGGGACCUCAACCACCUGGUGUCGGCCACCAUGAGCGGGGUCACCACCUCCCUGCGCUUCCCGGGCCAGCUCAACGCCGACCUGCGCAAGCUGGCCGUGAACAUGGUGCCCUUCCCGCGCCUGCACUUCUUCAUGCCCGGCUUCGCCCCGCUCACCGCCCGCGGCAGCCAGCAGUACCGCGCGCUGACGGUGCCCGAGCUCACCCAGCAGAUGUUUGACGCCAAGAACAUGAUGGCGGCCUGCGACCCCCGCCACGGGCGCUACCUGACCGUGGCCACUGUCUUCCGGGGCCGCAUGUCCAUGAAGGAGGUGGACGAGCAGAUGCUGGCCAUCCAGAGCAAGAACAGCAGCUACUUUGUCGAGUGGAUCCCCAACAACGUGAAGGUGGCCGUGUGCGACAUCCCGCCCCGCGGGCUCAAGAUGUCCUCCACCUUCAUCGGCAACAGCACGGCCAUCCAGGAGCUGUUCAAGCGCAUCUCGGAGCAGUUCACAGCCAUGUUCCGCCGCAAGGCCUUCCUGCACUGGUACACGGGCGAGGGCAUGGACGAGAUGGAGUUCACCGAGGCCGAGAGCAACAUGAACGACCUGGUGUCCGAGUACCAGCAGUACCAGGACGCCACGGCCGAGGAGGAGGGGGAGAUGUAUGAAGAUGAUGACGAGGAAUCCGAGGCGCAGGGCCCCAAGUGAAGUGGCUGAGGGGUGGGACGCGGCCGCGGCCAGGACCGACAGGUCUGUCCCCUGAGCCAUGUAGCCACUGACACACCCCUGCCCUUUCCCCCACCAGGCCCUGUCAUGUCACCCUAGGGCUCCCAAGUGUGUGUCCUUUAGUACUUACAGCAUCCCCGCCCCGUGUGAGUCUUCUCCGCUGUCUUCCGCCAUAGGUCAAAUCCAUUUUGCGUGGCCCGUUUGUCUCUCUGCUUUAUCAUCAGCUCCAGGCCUGAUGUUUUAUGGUUUGGUUCGUUUUUUUUACUGGUUUGUGUUUAUAUCUUGGGGGGAUACUUAAUAAAUUUAUUGCUGUCGGAUACCC